Aspergillus eucalypticola CBS 122712 is the source of this 500-nucleotide messenger RNA. RefSeq names its product dethiobiotin synthase. Gene Ontology annotation, molecular function: magnesium ion binding; dethiobiotin synthase activity; ATP binding. Gene Ontology annotation, biological process: biotin biosynthetic process. Lineage: Eukaryota; Fungi; Ascomycota; Eurotiomycetes; Eurotiales; Aspergillaceae. The transcript has 3 exons. The record is from RefSeq and is a predicted model, not a curated record. The annotation marks the transcript as partial. Gene Ontology annotation, cellular component: cytosol.
CUUACUUCUUACUUCUUCAUAUAUAUAUUCUUAUAUUCUCCUAUUCUCUAAUUCCUCCCCUGGCUGCCUCCCAUGCCCCCCGUCGGUGCCGCCCUUUGGCGUUCCCUGCGCGCCCACCAGGUCUACGGUGCCAACACCGACGUCGGCAAGACCAUUGUAUCCACCGUUCUCUGCAAUGCCAUCCAGCGCCUCAACUCUCAAUCGCCCGCGGCGUUCUUGAAACCCGUAUCAACCGGUCCCUUAGAUGAUGCGGAUGAUCGACACAUCCGGCGCUACGCCCCGGGCACGCUGACCAAGUGUCUGUACCAAUUCGACGAGCCCGUCAGCCCACACAUUGCGGCGAAGCAGAAGCAACUGACGAUUCCGCGGGAUGAUGAUAUCAUCACCUCCGUCCAUCAGACCCUCUCCGACUGGGCAGCAAAGGGCAUUGAUUUUGCCCUUGUUGAAACAGCAGGCGGCGUGCACUCGCCGGGCCCCAAUGGCAAUUCCCAGGCCGAUUU